Hibiscus syriacus is the source of this 1441-nucleotide messenger RNA. Its product is annotated as embryogenesis-associated protein EMB8-like. Lineage: Eukaryota; Viridiplantae; Streptophyta; Magnoliopsida; Malvales; Malvaceae. The record is from RefSeq and is a predicted model, not a curated record. Gene Ontology annotation, molecular function: monoacylglycerol lipase activity; short-chain carboxylesterase activity. The transcript has 8 exons. The coding region runs from base 84 to 1289 and encodes 401 amino acids.
CAAAAUAUGCGCAUCUAUUAGCUGCCACGACUUCAAAAUCAAUAAAAAAAAGCAUCUAAGACAAAAUCUAGGCUAACUGCAUAAUGUCGAGCUCACCCUGGUCUCUGAUCUCCAAACCACCACCAAUCACCCUUCUCCACCACCAACGUCCACCGCUACCCACCGUCCGUGUCAGAGCCGCAACCUCCAAAACAACCACUGCAAUGCCAGAUCACCACCCUUCACUUGAAAUCAUAGGUGGAGGAGCUGAGCGUUUCCUCCCUGCUCUCGAUACCCGUCACCUUCCUUACAAGCCUUUCCCCAUCAUUUGUUGGAACCGCCAUCUCGAGACCAUAUGCGCCGCCUUCUUCCGUGCCGUCCCCGACGUUAAGUACCGCCGUGAGUGCCUCCGGACCAAAGACAACGGCACUAUAGCCCUGGAUUGGGUCUGUGGCGAUCACCGCAGAUUACCUCCCGACUCUCCGAUCGUCAUUCUACUGCCGGGGCUAACAGGAGGGAGUCAAGAUUCAUACGUGAAGCAUAUGUUGGUGAAAGCUAAGAGCAAAGGCUGGAGGGUUGUGGUGUUCAAUAGCAGGGGGUGCGCAAAUAGCCCUGUUACUACUCCUCAGCUCCAAACAGCUUCAUUCACGGCAGAUACUUGUCAUGUUGUAGACCAUGUUUCCUCCAUGUUCCCGGAAGCAAGUGUUUACGGUGUCGGUUGGUCUCUUGGGGGGAACAUCCUUGUUAACUACUUGGGAAGAGAGUACCAUAGAUGUUCUCUCUCUGGUGCUGUAUCACUGUGCAAUCCUUUCAAUUUAGUGAUCGCAGAUGAAAAUCUCCGAAAGGGCUUCAACAAUAUUUAUGACAGAGCACUUAGGGGAGGUCUUUCUGCAACUUUUUCCAAACAUGUUUCCCUGUUUGAAGAUGUAAAUGAUGAAUAUAAUGUCCAAGCGGGUCUGAAUCCUCGUACUGUACGUGAAUACGAUGAAGCAAUAACACGAGUAUCAUUGGGUUACAAAUCAGUGGAUGAGUAUUACUCAAAUUCAUGUAGUUGUCAUGUCGUUCAACAUGUUAGGAUUCCUUUGCUUUGCAUCCAGGCUGCAAAUGAUCCGAUUGCUCCCAUCGAGGCGACUCCUUACGAAGAUAUCAAGGAAAAUCCCAACUGCAUGCUGAUAGUAACACAGCAGGGUGGUCAUUUAGGAUGGGUUGCGGGUGAUGAGGCACCCUUUGGAGCUCCUUGGACCGAUAAUGUGGCGAUGGAUUUUCUUGAACAUCUUCAGAACGGUGCAUCGAAACCCGAAGCAGCUUGAGCCAUGGAGAUACAAAGGCCUGCAACAAGAUUCAGAGGGCUUGCAUCAAACAGUAAUUCAGUUGGCAGAGAGCAUGCUUGCACAUUAUCAUCAUCAUCUAAUCAUCUAGUCUUUGAAUGUGUAAACAUUAGAGCUCCAUUAGAGAAAGGUUA